Molecule: messenger RNA, 5284 nt
Organism: Esox lucius (northern pike)
Lineage: Eukaryota; Metazoa; Chordata; Actinopteri; Esociformes; Esocidae
Product: SLIT-ROBO Rho GTPase-activating protein 3
Exons: 21
Coding region: 434-3763 (1109 amino acids)
Biological process (GO): negative regulation of cell migration; signal transduction
Cellular component (GO): cytoplasm
Molecular function (GO): protein binding
Source: RefSeq, a predicted model, not a curated record
UCUGGCGUGCUGCAGCAGACUGAGUGCUCGCAGAAAAAAGGGUUAUCUGGAAAGGCGCAUGGAAAGUCGCACGGCACAAUCCUGGCGCAUACACCCUGCUGCAAGGCUGUGGAUAUGGGCCUAUUGAAAUAUGCAAUCUUCCGAACAUGCAUUAGCCUAAAUGCGGAUUCUUUUGACAGAUAUUGGACAAUGUUUUAUUGACGACCGAAGGGAGUUGUCCGGAUUUGUUUUGCACUUUUAGUCACCUAAACGUCGCAUUGAUCGCGGUUCAUCCUCAAGUGCAAUUGGGGAGUCGGGGCUAUGAAGUUGACAUAAACGCAUGUAGCACACCCCCUUGACUGUUUCUCUGCCGAGGAGAUUUGUUGGUUGUAUUUUACUUGGUGUUGUCGCAAGGCGAGGUUUCUUUUCUUUCCUAAUCCAUUCCUAAAGAAUCAUGUCAUCUCAUACCAGAGUCAAGAAGGACAAGGAGAUUAUCGGGGAAUACGAGACUCAAGUGAAAGAGAUCCGUAACCAGUUGGUGGAACAAUUCCGUUGUCUUGAGCAACAGUCAGAGUCCCGGUUACAGCUGCUGCAGGAUCUGCAGGAAUUCUUCCGUCGCAAGGCUGAGCUACAGCUGGAGUAUGCCAGAGGCCUGGACAAACUGGCAGAGCGGUUCACCUCCAAAAUACGCUCCUCCAGGGAACACCAGCACUUUAAGAAGGACCAAAACCUGCUGUCGACAGUGAACUGCUGGUACCUGGUUCUGAACCAGACAAGGAGAGAGAGCAGAGACCAUGCUACACUCAGCGACCUCUACAACAACAAUGUUAUUGUUCGUUUGGCACACGUUGGGGAGGAUGUCAUUAGACUCUUCAAAAAGAGCAAAGACAUUGGUGUGCAGAUGCACGAGGAGUUGGUGAAAGUCACAAAUGAGCUCUACACUGUGAUGAAGACGUAUCACAUGUACCACACAGAGAGCAUCGCUGCCGAGGGCAAGCUCAAGGAGGCUGAGAAACAGGAAGAGAAGCAGAUCGGCAAGGUCAACGAUGUCACUACCAGCCUCCUUCGCCCUGACGACCGCCCACAGCGACGCAGCUGCAUCAAGAAAAUGGAGAAGAUGAAAGAGAAGAGACAAGCCAAGUACUCUGAAAACAAGCUGAAGUGCACUAAAGCGCGGAACGACUAUUUGUUGAAUCUGGCUGCAACCAAUGCUCUGGUGGCCAAAUAUUACAUCCAUGAUGUGUCCGACAUGAUAGAUUGCUGUGACCUGGGCUACCAUGCCAGCCUGGCGCGGUCCCUGAGGACCUAUCUGUCUGCGGAGUAUAGCCUGGAGACGUCUCGCCAUGAGGGGCUGGACCAGCUGGAAGGGGCUGUGGACGCUAUGGAUGUUAGGGGGGACAAACACAGAGUCAUGGACAUGUACAGCCAGAUUUUCUGCCCGCCGGCACGCUUUGACUACCAGCCACACAUGGGUGAUGAGGUGUGCCAGUUGAGUGCCCAGCAACCGGUGCAGACAGAGCUCCUGAUGCGUCAUCACCAGCUCCAGUCCCGACUGGCCACUCUCAAGAUUGAGAAUGAGGAGGUGAGGAAGACCCUGGACGCCACCAUGCAGACACUGCAAGACAUGCUGACGGUGGAGGACUUCGACGUGUCCGAGGCUUUCCAGCACAGCCAGUCCACCGAGUCAGUCAAGUCCGCCUCUUCCGACUCCUACAUGAGCAAGAUCAAUGUUGCUAAGAGACGAGCCAACCAGCAGGAGACCGAGGGCUUCUACUUCACUAAAUUUAAAGAGUACCUGAAUGGCAGCAACCUCAUAGUGAAACUACAGGCUAAGCAUGACCUACUAAAGCAGACGCUGGGAGAAGGGGAAAGGGCUGAAUAUGGAACAACCAGGGGAAGACGGAAUGCCCGCGCCCGCAGCCAGGACUCUGGACAGGCCAUUCCAGUAGUGGUUGAGAGCUGUGUCCGCUACAUUAAUCUAUACGGCCUUCAGCAGCAGGGCAUAUUCAGGAUUCCUGGUUCCCAGGUUGAAGUAAAUGAUAUAAAAAAUUCCUUUGAGAGAGGUGAGGACCCAUUGGUAGAUGAUCAGAGUGAUCAUGACAUCAUGGCAGUAGCGGGGGUCCUAAAACUGUACUUCAGGGGGCUGGAGAACCCGCUGUUCCCUAAGGAACUGUUCCUUGACCUCAUGUCUACUAUCAAAGUUGACUCUGGUGCAGAGAGAGCUCACCACCUUCAGCAGAUCAUUUUGACUCUUCCUCGUCCAGUCAUCAUUGUCAUGAGAUACCUGUUUGCAUUCCUCAACCAUCUUUCCCAGUACAGUGAUGAGAACAUGAUGGAUCCCUAUAACCUGGCCAUCUGCUUCGGCCCCACCCUGAUGCCCAUACCAGACCACCACGAUCCUGUCACCUGCCAGACGCACGUCAAUGAGAUCAUCAAGACCAUCAUCGUCCACAACGAGGUCAUCUUCCCCAGCCACCACGAGCUGGAUGGGCCCGUCUAUGAGAAGUGCAUGACUGGAGGGGAGGAGUACUGUGACAGUCCCCAUAGCGAGACCGGUGCCGUCGAUGAAGUGGACAACGGGACGGAACCUCACACCAGUGACGAUGACCUGGAGCAGAUCGAGGCCAUUGCCAGGUUUGACUACGUGGGCCGCACCCCCCGGGAGCUGUCCUUCAAGAAGGGGGCGUCACUCCUGCUGUACCUGAGAGCCUCGGACGACUGGUGGGAGGGACGACACAACGGAGUGGACGGACUCAUCCCACACCAGUACAUCGUGGUGCAGGACCUGGAUGAUGCAUUCUCAGACAGUCUGAGUGGAAAGGCUGAAAGUGGACCCCACCAGGAAGACAGAGACCGGACCUCAUCCAGAAACCAUGACCGCAGCUCCCCCUGCGAACACACACAACACACCCCUGAACACCGCUAUGGACCUGCUCUGGGGAGGGUCAGGGUUCGUUCAGACAGCGCUGCCAUCCCGCGCCGCAGGAGUACCACCGACACCCACAGCCCAACCCGAGGUAUGGACACACCUCCUAAGGUCAUGCCCCGCCCAUGCAGCCCCCACAAGAUGGCCGUCAGCAGAGCCCGCAUGGACAGUCCUGAGAAACGCCAUCUCAGUACGUUUGGCAGCGCAGGAAGUAUUAAUCACCCGGAGAGGAAGUGCUUCCCUGAUGGCCCUGUCCUCAGACCCUCCCCUGGCUCCACCCGCCACGGUAGUCUUGGAGACCACAAAUCCCUGGAAGCUGAGGCCCUGGCAGAGGACAUAGAGAAGACCAUGAACACUGCUCUGCAUGAGCUGCGUGAGCUGGAGCGUCAGAACGUGGCUAAGCACCCUCCAGACGUGGUCCUGGACACCCUGGAGCCCCUGAAGCAGCAGCACUCCUCCUGCCCUGGGCCUGGGUCCACACCCGAGCCCUCUGGUAGCCCCCUCCACGCCAACACCAUGGCCAUCCGGGACCCUGAGGCCGCUCUGCGUCGCAGCAGCAGCUCCUCGUCCUCCGAGACCAUGAGCACCUUCAAACCGUCCCUGAGCGCGCGCAGGCCUAGCGCCCCAUUGAGGCCGCCACCAGUCAGACCCCUCCGCCCCGCUCCCGUUCACCCAGGACAUGGCCAAGGACAGGGGCGCGGACAGGGAGGGCAAGGGGGGCAAAGGUCCAGCAGUUCUAGCUCCUCAGGCCUGGGCAGUCCAGCCUCUGUCACCCCCACAGACAGGGUGUUCCCCAAGGCUCCGUCCCCAUCCCCCUCCACAUCGUCCUCGUCCUCAGACAAGCAGGGUAACAUGUAGCCCGGCUCCGUCUUCAUCCCCCUCCACGUCGUCCUCGUCCUCAGACAAGCAGGGUAACAUGUAGCCUGGCUUUGUCCCCAUCCCCCUCCACGUUGUCCUCAGACAAGCAGGGUAACAUGUAGCCUGGCUUUGUCCCCAUCCCCCUCCACGUUGUCCUCAGACAAGCAGGGUAACAUGUAGCCUGGCUCCGUCCCCAUCCCCCUCCACAUCGUCCUCGUCCUCAGACAAGCAGGGUAACAUGUAGCCUGGCUUUGUCCCCAUCGUCCUCCACAUCGUCCUCGUCCUCAGACAAGCAGGGUAACAUGUAGCCUGGCUUUGUCCCCAUCGUCCUCCACAUCGUCCUCGUCCUCAGACAAGCAGGGUAACAUGUAGCCUGGCUUUGUCCCCAUCGUCCUCCACAUCGUCCUCGUCCUCAGAAAAGCAGGGUAACAUGUAGCCUGGCUUUGUCCCCAUCGUCCUCCACAUCGUCCUCGUCCUCAGACAAGCAGGGUAACAUGUAGCCUGGCUCAGCAGGCCGCUGCAGUCACAGGCAGAGCCCAGGGACCGUAGCUACGACAGGCUUGGCAGGCUGCAGCCACAGCCCAGCACAGGAGCUGUCAUGGGGACUGACUAGACGGGGCUCAGCCUGAUCACAGCCCGGGAGGUGCAGUUGGGGGAGACUCAGCAGUGCACACGGACCGAUUGCCAUCAGCGUCUCCCUCGUUUCUGCAGUGAAAGACACACUGACACAACGUGAAUAACAUUGACUGUCUAGGUUGGGUUCAACGCGGAAUGAAAGCUGGCUGUUUGGUUUAUUGACCGCUAAACGUCCACUGGCGUUGGUGAUCUGCUUGUCAGUGUAGAUGAUUCAAAACUCAGAAGCAUAAUCCCUACCAUGUUUAUUAUUCUAGAUGCUGUUACUAAAUUCCAUAGAACAGACCUGAUCAAAGGGUUGCACUGGAUAACUACUUGUUAACUGUUCUAACCAUGUAAUAUGUAACAAUAUAAUAAAGAAUAUGGCUAUAGCCUGCUAGUUUAUGUGAAGAAAAAAUGUAAGAUUGAUGUCAGUGAGAAGGGAGUGUAAAACUAGCAUCUUGUUGAUCUGAAGUUACUAUGUCUAAUUACUGUCUUCAUACAGUACUAAGUCUAAUUACUGUCUUCAUACAGUAUUAAGUCUAAAUACAAUCUCUCAGUCUUUUCUUUAUAUAUCUAUCCAUCUAUCUGUCUGUCUGUCUAGAUAGCUAGCUAGCUAUAUCUAUCUAUCCUGAGAUUACAUAACUGUGAUACCUCAAGGACAAACACCUUUUCCUAACCCAAACAACUAUACUAAAGAAAAGAAUGCAUUGAUCUGAUGUGGUUGUUUUCUGUGAGCCUGUACUAGUUGAUCUUGCUUACUGUAUGUAUGUUGAUGCAGUUACAUGUAUGAAGACAUAUGAGAACACGUGUGUAACAGGGUUAGUUUUCAUUUUACAACCCUGUUUCCAGAAAAGUUGCGACGCUGCGUAAAAUGUAAAGAAAAACAGAACGCAAUGAUGUGCAAAU